AUGGCUUCUACUGCACUGAAAAUAGUCUGCUUAGUGGGAAGCGGUUUCGCAACUGCCCUUAUCUACACCAGAGCUCGUGAUAUCCAGCAACAAGACCGAUGCAGCCAGCAACCGGAACUAGGAGCAGGCAUAACCCAGCUAACACGCAGCGAGCGUCGCUUUUUGCAGUUCGCGUCCGUCGAAUACGGUCGGCAGAUUUACAUGACACCGCAGGACUUUCUUCAGUCGGUUCUGGAACGGUACCCGGUACCGUGCCUGAGACGUCGAAUUCUAACGCAAGAGGAAAUCUCCCGCUUCCAGAGCGCUCUAAGCCUGGUACAACGAAACAGUGCCAGUUUCUUUCGAAAUGCGACCGAUAAGGGUAUUAUUUCGUUCAUGGAGUACCUCUUUCUGAUAUCGGUGCUAACCCGGCCAGAGGCUGGUUUCCGUCUAACUUUCAGCAUGUUUGAUGUCGACGGUAACCAGCGGAUAAAUAGGAAAGAGUUCUUGAUAGCUCAGAAACUGCUGGGAAAUACACUGCGCCAACGGAAAGUGACUGAAGACGUGAGAAAAACACUAGGGAAACUUGAAGACUCAAAAACUCUAACCAUGUUGCAGGUUCACUUUUUCGGAAAAGAUGGAAACAACUCACUAGUGUACGAAGAUUUCCACCGUUUCAUGAAUAAUCUUCAGAGCGAGAUUUUGCAGAUCGAGUUCGGUCGGUAUUCAUUACAUGGUGAUGCUAUUUCAAAUGAAGAUUUCGCUAGAAUACUACUACGUUAUACGCAUCUUCAGCCCCACCAGUAUGAGACUUUUUUACGACGGUUACACAUUCUGGACAAUCAUCGUCAAGUGUCCUACGCGGAAUUCGAGCAGUUCUGUCAAGUGUUACACAAUCUGGAAGAUUUCGCACUGGCGAUGAGAACUUUUCACUCCCUAACCGGAAACAUUACUCGGGAGGAGCUCUCACGGGCCGUGAGAAUUUUUUCCGGUUCGGGGACUGAAAUUGACCAUCCAAUCGAUAUCGUUUUCGCGAUGUUCGACGAGGAGGGCGAUGGUCGGAUGUCGUACGAUAAAUUUUUACUUGUUAUCAACAACCGUUUCCGUUAUCUGGGAGAUCGUAAACUGGUAGGAUGGAAGGCUUUCAAGCGCUGCUGUCGACGGGAGGCGCGAAGAGACUAA
Wyeomyia smithii (pitcher-plant mosquito) is the source of this 1161-nucleotide messenger RNA. RefSeq names its product calcium uptake protein 2, mitochondrial-like. Gene Ontology annotation, biological process: mitochondrial calcium ion homeostasis; calcium import into the mitochondrion. The record is from RefSeq and is a predicted model, not a curated record. Gene Ontology annotation, cellular component: uniplex complex. The transcript has a single exon. Lineage: Eukaryota; Metazoa; Arthropoda; Insecta; Diptera; Culicidae. Gene Ontology annotation, molecular function: calcium ion binding. The coding region runs from base 1 to 1161 and encodes 386 amino acids.